AUGACGACGUCUACACCUCCAGCGGGUGCAAGCGGCAGCCGGUUGCAGCCGCCCGCGCAUACCCACUCGGCUGUCACACCCAACACGUCUGAGACGUUCCGCAACGUCCGCCCGCUCCAGGCCGCGUUUACGAGCAAUGGACUAGUAUCGAAGCGGCGCCGUAGUGCGCUUUCGGAUGCUGCUUUUGGUGCUGGUAUCCCGUUUGGACCGCAAAGCGUCGCGCGCACCGCUUCGUACGAUACGCUGCGUGCGGCGAGUGCGCCAUCCAAAGACAUCUUCCCCAGUCACAGCAGCUUUAUGAACGCGCGACCUCUACGCGUUGUAGUCGAGACUGCGCUUGCUGAUAGGACGAAUGAGCGGAAAGCGCAGCCAGCAACGAUGCCGGAUACGCCGAUGAAGCCCACGUUUACCAUGUCGGAAGCUGCAUCGGGUGCCAAAACUCAUCGUCGCGGACGGUCCAUGGGUGGUCCAUUUCCUUCUCGUGCUCCCUUGUUUCCUACGCCCGACAAGCAGCAUGCGCAUGGGCCACGCCUAGCACCCACCACGGCGCCACGCAUACGCGUUUUGGAUGAAAACACGGCGCCGUGGACUGCGGCGCCGAAGUCGGAAGUUACACGGCGAUGCCAUUCGCGUUCCGCCAGCGAGCGACUUUCUAGUGGCCGCGCGUUAGGCUCUUUUUUGGACGAGAUCUGUUCUUUAUCGAUACCCAAGCCCGGGGACAAGCACGACGUGUUUGAAUCGCCGGCAUCACCUUCGCUUGCUGUCGCGCGCGAUGCGCCAACUCCUUUGAAGAACGACGCCGAACCGCAGGACUCGCCCAUGCCAGACGCGCCGCAAAUGCUCCCAGUCUUUUCUACGGCGAUGGCGAGCCCACCGCACGGCUUGCGCGUUUUGCCCACGAUGGAUUCGCCCAACAAUUGCUUUGCCUCUCCUUCACGCGGGGGCGAAUCCAGCGCCCAAACGCCCACCGCCUUUUCCUCUACCAUGCGGCGGAGUGCAGUGGUCAUGUUUAACGAGGUCUUUGAGACAGAACAAACUCCCAUCACGCCCACGCGCAAAGCGCACGGAAUGAAAUGGUACGAAGCGGCGCAUGCGCAUGCCCCCGAAGUUCCGUUUGGCGGCACGGCAGCGCGCAAACACAAGGCGCAGCGGCCGCGGCAUACUGAGCCAGUCGCCGCGCUCUGGACGCCGCCCGUACGUGUGCCAAAGAACGAUGCCCAGAGCGAGCCUGCUAAUGGGCGGUACCGAAUGGCGUUGAAGCAGAGCAAGUUUGAGGAGCACUAUGCCGUCGAGUCCAUCUUGGGCCACGGCGAGUUUAGUGAGGUGGUCAAGGCGCGCGACAAGGCGACCGGCCACAUUACCGCCGUCAAGCGCAUGAAGCGCCCUUUUCACGGCCCGAAAGACCGCGUGCGACACCUGGAAGAGGUCGAUGUGCUGUGCCUUUUGAAGCAACACCGCGCCCACCAGCAUUCUCCAUUCUUUGGCGCCGAAGGCGUGAUCGAUUUUUUGGACGCAUGGGAGGAAGAAGCACAUUUGUAUAUUCAAACGGAGCUUUGCCCCCUCGGCUCCCUCGCGUUUGUGCUCGCCGAGUACGGGAAACAAGUGGGCCCGCUGGACGAAGCGCGGGUCUGGAAGAUUUUGGCUGAGCUGGCCGCCGCGCUGGACUAUAUCCACAAGUGCGGUGUCCUGCACCUCGAUCUGAAACCAGCCAAUGUUCUCAUCACCGAGAUUGGCAGCCUGAAAGUCACUGACUUUGGCAUGGCUACGCGUUGGCCGCGUUGUACUGCGAGGGAAAUUCUCGCCGGUGCGCGCUUGGACACACACAAGUUUUUGCCAGAAGGCGAGAAUGGAAGCGAUCUCUCGUUUAACUCGCCGCCAUCGUCGCCGCUGCCUUGCGCAGUUGCCUCUGUUGCAGCGACGAGUCCUGCGCCGUGGGCACUGCCUGCCGCGGACCAGCAGCCGCAAGCAUUUGCCUUUACCGCCCCGCACUCCCAGAGUGAAGCAUUUGUCUUUCCCGAACGGCCGCGCCGCCGCGGAAAUCGGCAGCGCAAAAGCAGCCAAGUGCUUUUACUCGAGCGCGAAGGCGAUCGCGAAUACAUUGCCCCCGAAGUCAUUUUCGAAUCGAAGUACGGCAAGCCAGCCGAUAUCUUCAGUCUGGGCUUGAUCCUCCUGGAAGCCGCAUGCGGCGUCGAAAUUCCCGACAAUGGCGAGCCAUGGCACAAGCUGCGCUGCGACGAUUUCUCCGACGUCAAUCUCUCGCUGCUCUCCCCUGCACUCCACUCUGUGAUCACCUCCAUGCUUGCAUCCCAACCAUACAUGCGCCCGACGGCAAGUGACCUGAUGGAGCUCCCAGCGCUGGUUGCCGUCCGUGAAAUUAUGGCGCGCGGGCUCAAGGCCAGUGAGCUGGAUCAGCUCCCGGCGUUCAGCGCGCAGACAGAGAAUGGCGCGCCGUACCCAUUGCCUUCCUCCAAGUAUUACGCACCGCCGAAUCAGAUGACCGAUGCGAGCGAUCGCAUGGUUGUUCGGUUCCGCGGCGCGCUGAUCCAGGAGGAUGAGAUGCAGUUUAUGACCGAGGUUAUGCACGCUGCUGACCGGCCGAGCGAACAGGCUUCGCCGGACACCUCAACAUCACUUAUGACGGAAGAUGCGCCGGAUGCACCGGAUUGUGCUUUAGGGCACCCGUACAGGGCUUUGCUACAUGAACAGGAGCCUUGUGCGGACUAUACAUCACAUGGCAUGGAGAUUGACCGUAUCGCCCCCGUAGGCUAG
Molecule: messenger RNA, 2769 nt
Organism: Malassezia vespertilionis
Lineage: Eukaryota; Fungi; Basidiomycota; Malasseziomycetes; Malasseziales; Malasseziaceae
Gene: SWE1
Product: non-specific serine/threonine protein kinase
Exons: 1
Coding region: 1-2769 (922 amino acids)
Biological process (GO): protein phosphorylation
Molecular function (GO): protein kinase activity; ATP binding
Source: RefSeq, a predicted model, not a curated record